Diatraea saccharalis (sugarcane borer) is the source of this 717-nucleotide messenger RNA. The record is from the annotation of a GenBank genome assembly. Lineage: Eukaryota; Metazoa; Arthropoda; Insecta; Lepidoptera; Crambidae.
AUGUUUCUACCGUUCUUAGUUGUAACAGCUACAAUCCAAGAUAAUGAAGCAAGAUCACAAGAAAAUCAUAUACCUUAUAAGAUUAUAGUUGAAAAUGCGAAAAGCAGGAAAAACAAGGAAGAAAUAGCAAAAAUUAUAAAAUAUUUAAAUAGUUAUUCUAAAACAGAAUUUGAACAAAAUGGCGAUAACACUAUAGAAGACGCAGAUGCAGAGGGUUUAAAGCUGACUGAUUUGAUGGAAUUGGCACAGAAAAAUUACGACACCAGAGUAGCCAAUGAUGAUUUAGUGGCUGCACCUAUCUCAUCUAGAGUUCACGUUAUAAAAAAUCCUGAAGUUCUAAAGGACUACAUCGAAGCUCUAAGAAAAGGACAUAGCACAUCGGAUAGUGAUGACAGCUCUUCAGAUUACGAUAGAAUAGACAAUGAGUAUGCUGACAUAAGAAGGAAAGCUGAGCCACGAUAUCGUAACGGUAUUCUAUUUUUACUGAAAAUGUUACAGAAGGCUUACGGUGAAUCGACUUUAUCAAAAACUCGUGCUUAUGAGUGGUGCAAAGCGUUCAAAAGCAGUCGAGAUGUGAUGGAAGAUUUGCCUCGCUCUGGUAGGCCAUCAACGUCUGCAACUGAAGUUAACAUCGCAAAACUGAAAGAAAAAGAAACUGAAAAUCCUAAAUCAACUUUGAGUGAGAUAGCCAACGAACUCCUGUAUCUCACGAGUUGA